Patiria miniata (bat star) is the source of this 2088-nucleotide messenger RNA. It is a transcript of the gene atxn7l3, whose product is annotated as ataxin-7-like protein 3. NCBI's taxonomy places the organism in Eukaryota, Metazoa, Echinodermata, Asteroidea, Valvatida, Asterinidae. Gene Ontology annotation, biological process: positive regulation of DNA-templated transcription; regulation of transcription by RNA polymerase II. Bases 251 to 1369 code for a protein of 372 amino acids. Gene Ontology annotation, cellular component: SAGA complex; DUBm complex. Gene Ontology annotation, molecular function: transcription coactivator activity. The transcript has a single exon. The record is from RefSeq and is a predicted model, not a curated record.
GCCUCCUUGACCAUAGAGGGCAGCAAACUAUCUUCCAAAAUGGCUCUUAAAUUUUGACAGGACGACUCGCUGCCUCCCAGAUCAUUGUUUGUUUACCCUACUAUAACUUAAGAAGAGCGAUAGAGCCAAGGGUUUCCUUUUGUUUUCUCAUUCACGAAUAACGGCCGCUUGAUUUUAAAGAGGCCAAAGCUUUAAGGGAGUGAGAAUUGACGUCGACAACUCACAAAGGGGAACACCGGCAAAAAUAAGAAUGGAGGACUUUUUAUUGCACCAUUUGCAUGAAGCCUCACCAAGUCCCGAAGACCAAGGGGGUUUAGAGGAGGACAUCUUUGCCGACGUGCUUCAAGAAUUGACUCUGGGAUUUUGCUUUGAGAUUCACCGCUCCUGUAAAAUGGGACAACUGUUCCUGGACGAAACGGACGAGCCCAGCCUGAAAUUUUAUGAAAUUGUCAAUGAGCCAGGCAGAGACGUGUUUGGAAAGCCACCGCUGAAGAAGCAGAUUGACUGCAUCUGCCCCCACUGCAACCGGAAUCUCUCGGCUUCGCGUUUCGCUCCGCAUCUGGAAAAAUGCAUGGGUAUGGGAAGGAACAGCAGCAGGCUCGCAAGCAAACGAAUCGCCAACUCGGGCAUGGGCAAGAUGGACAGCGACAACGAAGACGACGAUCGAGACUUGGACUGGUCAUUUGCUUUUGACAAGAAAGUCACUAAGAAGUCCAAGAAAGACAAGGUCAGCAACAACUCACCGAGACGAUCCAAGCCCAAAAUUGGUACCAAAAUGGGCGACUUUCCCUGCGGCGGCAGUUUGCCCUCGGAGUCCAUGGCAGGUUCCAUGACGAGCUACGCCUCCAAGAGUUUCUCCUCCGCCCCUUAUGAGGGACUGUCACUGGAAGAAAGAAAGCGUCUGUUAAUGUCCACCUGUGGAGUCAUCUCGGAACACACCCAUAAGAUGUGCACCAAAUCUCUCCGAUGUCCCCAGCACACUGACGAACAACGACGAAUCAUCAGACGCUAUCUUCUCAGGAUUGAUCCGGAGGGCAGACUGCGAAUGAGACCGGAUGGGAGCCUCGAAGCCGACGAUAUUCAAGUCGAUAUCGACGGUUACGAAGAUGGUGACGGCCAAGCUCUGAGAGAAACCCUCAACAGAAUACAGCAAUGGGAAGGAAACACCUCAUCGGCAAAUCCCUCCCCGGCAGAUUCUACUUCCACGACAAAUUCUCAAGAAAAGAGGCGUAAAAAAGGAAGCGCAAAGCUCACCCAACGAAAAAAGAGCAAAGUCAAGCCUCCAGCAUUACAUGUAGUCUCAUCUGCAGGAUCCACAUCGUCUUUCCUUUCAUCAUGCGCAGACACGCAGUUCCAUAUCCUAGACUAACUCCAUGCUUUAGUAAUAGUACAAGGGCUGUUGCAAGAUUGUUAAGUGCAAAAAUGGGCUUUCAAAUUUGCACAGUAUUUAAAGAUGGUUGUCAUGCAUAGUAACAUUUUCACAACGACAAGAGGGGGAGUCAAGUUUAAAAGGCCCAUGAAUUCAUUUUGUUGCAAUUCAAAAGAAUGAAGUUCUUAACUUCCCCGUUUCUUGCCACUCCAUGAGUUUUUCACAUUUUUGGGGGUCCCUUUUGAUGUUCAUACUUAUGGAAAUAAGGUUAUUCGCAAGCAAAACAGUAAUGUUAUAUCAUGGAGCUAUAGCUCCACGGUUAUAUUAACAGGCUGAAGCUUUAUAAAGUUUGUCUAAAAAUGGUCACCGCAAUUUUUGUUUCUGUUCCAAAGUUAAUUUGUGCUCCUAUGCUGUAUGUUUGUAUAGUGUAUAACAGUUCGUAAACAAGGAAAAAAAAUAUUUAAAAGCCAUCUUGUGAUGAAAAUCUAAAAACUGCAGAGUAAUUGCCUGCAUUGAAAUCACAGCAAGAGCGCCCUUGGGUGUCAGAAAAUGACCAAUCAAAUAGUGAAAAGUAAUUUAUAUAAAAAAUAAAAAAGGGUGUUGAAAAUCAGAGGCAUUGAUAUUUGCAGAGAAUAUGUUUUGAGUAUGCAGUUAAAGGGAAGAUACAACAUUUGCAAACAUCAAAAAAUGAGGUGAUCAAAUUAUCACGAAAUACCUUA